Molecule: messenger RNA, 2074 nt
Organism: Tachysurus vachellii
Lineage: Eukaryota; Metazoa; Chordata; Actinopteri; Siluriformes; Bagridae
Gene: ccdc167
Product: coiled-coil domain containing 167
Exons: 4
Coding region: 137-439 (100 amino acids)
Source: RefSeq, a predicted model, not a curated record
ACUCCCAGUAAACACUCAUGCAAAGGAAGAAGAGUUUUGGUGAACGUCAGCUCUAAGCAGAGCUUUGUUGUUGUUUUUUUUACCGUCAUUAUUAUAAUUAUAGGACCAGGACCUCUUACACUUAAAGGCUCUCAGAAUGACAAAGGCUAAGAAAAUGAAAAGGGAAAAGAUUAGUGUUGCGACUGAGAUUGACCGUAUUGAGGAGCAGCGCUUGAAGUGUCAGAGUAGCCUGGAGAGGGAGGAAUUCAGACAUCGACGUGAGGAGCUCUCAGAGGAAGAAAAACAGGCUCUUGAGGAUGAAAUGGAGAUCAUGAACGAGAGGAUAAAGACGUACGAGAAGGAGCUCGCAGAUUUGCGAGGUGAGAACAGGAGGAAUAUGAUGCUGUCUGUAGCAUUGCUGGCCAUCACUGCGCUUUUCUAUUACGCCUUUGUUUAUUGAGGACACCUGUAGCCACACCGCCGCCUUGAGCCGUCAUCCAUCUUCUGUUUUUAGAAGGCUAGUAGACCGAUGCGCCUUCAUGAGUGCAAGUCCGAUCGCUGGAGGCUUAAUCAUGGAUAAUAUGAACACAAAAAAAAUCUACACACCAAAUCUAUUAGCCAUAAUGUUAAAACCAUAUACUGUACAGGUGAAGUGUAUAACAUCGAUUAUGUCAUGACUGUGAGACCUGUCAGUGGUGGGAUUUAUAAGGCAGCAUUUGAACAGUCAGUUCUUGAGUUUGAUGUGUUGGAAGACGGAAAAAUGUGUAAAAAUGUUUGUAAAGUUUUGGCGUCAGAAACCAAAGCAUACCUUAUGUGAAGUCUGGCACAACAGACGGACACUAUUUUAGAUAGGUGGUGUAUGUACAUCAUUUUACAUUAUUGGCUUCUGGGUUCUGAUUUAUUUAUUUUUUUUGAGUAAAUAAAAAAAAAAGACAAAAUAGAAUUGGAAGAAAAUAUAUGUAUAUUUGUAAAAACCCAUAAUGAGAACCAGGAGAAGUGAAAGAAAGUUCCACGUAUGUAUUGCGCUCAGAAAUCAUUUGUAUCACUGUUAACAUUUUUAAUAAGGGUGUAGAAACUUUUUGCACUCAUGUGUCAUGUACAGUAUGUGAUGUAUGUUCCGUUAGGGCAAAUAUGACGAUCUACACAAACAUCCUGUGUACGUGUCUCAUACUUGCCAAAAUCUACACUAGAUCUUACUACAUGUGUGAAUUUUGAUAAAACUGUGUAAAUAUAUAUAAAUAUUUCCGCUGCUGGGGUUUUUGUGUUGGUGGGUUUUUUUUUACAUUUAAUUUAUAUUGGAUAUACAUCAUAUACAUAUUUUAAUGAAGGGCCACUUUGGGUAAUGUAUUAUAUUCUAGGUAAUUUAUUUUGUUUUUAAAAUAAAUCCUCUGAUAGUUUUGAUCGUCUCUGUGAGUUACUUACUAUAGAAAUCCAAAUUGUAUUUGUCGGUACAACAAGCAGUGUAUGAUUGUGUAUGUGAAGGAUAAAAUUAGAAUUUCUAUAGUAACAACUCAUGUGCCAUGUACAGGGGCGGUUCUAGAGGCGGGGCCACAGGGGCCCUGGCCCCUGUUGAAAUCUGAUUGGCCCCUGAUUGGCCCGCGUUCCAUCAAUCGAGAAGAGCAUCCGGAGAAUUUUUUACAAACGAUCACAGAUGCAAUUCCACCCCCAAACAAUUGGCGGCACUCGAGCGUUUGAAAAAGGAACGACUGCCGCAAUGUAUUUGCACCGUACUGAAUAAAUUAUUUUGUGUGUUUGAAUGUACCCUGUACUUGGCCCCUGAAUGUAACAUGUGGCCCCUUAAUGGCCCCUGUUACAGAAAAAUCCUAGAACCGCCACUGGCCAUGUAAUAUAAGACUAAGAAUAAUCAGAUUUUAAUGAUAAAGUGGUAUUUUCCUUAAGGAGACUUACUAGACUUUUAUGCAAGGAGUCUUCACUGUAAGUAGUUUUCCGCCAUGGGAAAGUCUUCAGGAGUGAAACGACAAGCUCCAAGACAGGGAGAGAGCGUUUAUUAUUGCUAUAACAUAAACCAUUACAGGAAAUAAUAAUUUGUCUUGUUGAUGUUCCACAAUGAUUAUUAAAGUUAUUAUUAACACCA